AUGACUGAAUGCCCCAAUGGAAUAAUGGAAGGGAUGGGAAAGAAUUCGAUAGGCUGCAACCCGCAUACCUCGAACGACUUGGAAGCGGAUCCGACUAUGGGUGCACCGUUUGACAUCAUCACUCCGAAGGACACGGCCGAAGUUCACAGCUUUAUGAAUGAACAUGGGGUUCUCGACACCUUCUCACAACUAGUGGAACUAGCUUCUGGCGAAUCAUCGUCCACAGGCGACCAGUCCUUCCUUUCCGAUCUUGACAGAACUGGAUACUCCACGAACGCGGAUACAAGCAUAGCCGGCUGUGGUGGCCCCAUCAUAUCACCAUUCGAACAUUGCCACCAAUCAGGAGAAGACGUGCAGAACACGCUAUCUAACGAUCAACAAAUAUACCCGAAUGACCUCAUGGAGCUAAAUCUCAGCUCCACGGUCGAAGACUUGAGCAUGGCUAUUUGCCGAAGAAUGCCGUCUAACAACCCGGAUGUGGACGACCAAGCCACUUCAUUUCUACUCGAUAACACUCCAAGUGGUGUUAAAAUCAGAGUUGAGCAAUUCUUCGAAAUGUUCGCUCUGGAUGACGUGUUCAAUCUCAAACAUCUCGAGUCGAACGACGAGUGGAACCCACACACGGUCCAGAUCGUGACAGCCUUGAUGCCAUUCGUGCUUCCAACGUGCGACCAAGGACCAAAGCGAAAGCGUGGCAGCAAUGAUGACGUUACGUCCCGACCUUCAAAGAAGAGAGACAAGAAGUCAAUUGAAUGGUGGAGAAGGUGGUCGAAGCUGACGCGCGAAGACAUCGCACUCGACUCCGAGCAAGUAACUGUUGUGAACAUGGGUCUAGGCGUCCUGCGAGACACCGGCGCUCUGGGUAAGCGAAACAAAGGUACUACCUUUAUGGACGUCUACGCCGCGCAUGUUGGCAAUAUGCUCGCUACAGAGCGUGUUACUGCGCUGACCAGCGUCCAAUAUGUGGUAUACGCCAUCUUUUUCCACAUAGCCUCUACGAUGGACCCUGCCAACUGGGUAGCGAAGGGUAACGCUGGUCAAGUAAGGGGGAAGUUCUGUCCCUCUGCGGUACGACGCUUGUUCUCCCAUUGUGGCGGUUAUGUGCCUGGUGGUAUGACGCCGGCUGUUUUCGAAGAGAAGUUACGCGGUUGGCAAGAUCAUGGGAGAAAGUACGAGUUCAUCGGUGUGCACCUUGGCCUUGGAAGCAUUGUGCAUCUGGGAUCGGUAUUACACCACACGCAGCUCAAGACGAUGACGAAGGGUGGCGAGCAAGCAGUCGAUGGUAUCAAAUCGAGCGAGGUGGCCUUCCGUCAUCUGCGGAAACUGGGAUUACCGGAACUAGCGAAACAGUCAGGUGCUGAUGCGCUGAUGCAUGAUCUCCUCUGGGAGAUCUUUGGGAGCUUCCUCGACUUCCCGAAGCGGGUGGGUGAUUCGCAGUUUCCCGCAUUCGUCGAACACGCCCCAGCGCAGCUAAGUGCAAGCAUCAUCAGUGACAGCGGCAGCGAUGAUGGCCAAUGUGAUUGA
Messenger RNA from Alternaria hordeiaustralica, 1524 nucleotides. RefSeq lists its product as uncharacterized. The coding region runs from base 1 to 1524 and encodes 507 amino acids. Lineage: Eukaryota; Fungi; Ascomycota; Dothideomycetes; Pleosporales; Pleosporaceae. The record is from RefSeq and is a predicted model, not a curated record. The transcript is spliced from 2 exons.